Rangifer tarandus platyrhynchus (Svalbard reindeer) is the source of this 306-nucleotide messenger RNA. The record is from the annotation of a GenBank genome assembly. Lineage: Eukaryota; Metazoa; Chordata; Mammalia; Artiodactyla; Cervidae.
AUGGUCCAUUUCCACAGGACCCGUUGGUCAGGUGGGUGUCCUCCAAGGGGCAUCUCCGAGUCUCUGCAGCCCGGGACCCCGCUGCAGCCUCCACUAGAGAGACGCCCUCGUGUUCCCUGGUUUCCCUCCCUCCGGUCACCGUCUCUCAUCUCCACGUACACCACCCUCUCAGUGAUAGGAUCUGGUUACUGGUCUCUCAUGGAGAAGCGAGCUCCAGGCAGGUGGGGACUGAUGUGGGCCACUGUCUUCUCUAGCCUGAGCUUCCAGGCUUGCCUGGCCCUUGAAACAGUUUUGCUGAAAAGAUGA